GAAAGGCAGCGAGGAGGGUGGCUCCGGGCUCGGUGCUCACCGCGACUUCCCGUGCAGGGCCCGGCAGGACAAGGACCCGCGGCCUCGGCGGCGCUGGAGGAUGCGGCCGCGGCCCCGGGCAGCAGCAGCGGGAACCCCGGUGCCCUGCAGGUCAGCAGUUGAGUAGCUGGGGCCCUGGAGGGCUUGAAGCCUUCACAGUGAUGGCGGAGAAGCGGCCGCUGGGGACCCUGGGGCCUGUGAUGUACGGCAAGCUGCCCCGCCUAGAGGCAGACUCUGGGCCCGGGCACAGCCUGCCCCCCUCUGCUGGUAACCAGGAGCCCUGCAGCUACAAAGGUGCCUACUUCUCCUGCCCCAUGGGGGGUCCUCCGAAGACAGAGUCUGAGCGGUUGGCAUCCUGGACCCCAUACCCACCCUUGUACCCCACCAGCAUGGCAGGACCCCCACUUCGGGCAGACAACCUUCUGACCAGCUGCCUGCUCUACCGCCCACCCACAGAAAGCUCCGAGAAAGUACAGGACUCUGGCCCGGUUGAGCUCCUACCCUUCGGUGCCCAGGCUCACUCCUACCCAGGCCCACCACUGGCGGCACCCAAACCUGUCUACCGCAACCCUCUGUGUUAUGGGCUCUCAACCUGCCUGGGGGAAGGGGCAGCAAAGAGGCCCCUGGAUGUUGAUUGGACGCUGGUGACUGGAUCCCUGUUACCCCCCGCCGACCCAUCUUGUUCUCUGCCCCCAGCUCCUGGCAAGGGCCAGUCCCUGGAUGGUACCUUCUUGCGUGGGGUGCCAGCUGGGACGUCUGGCAAAGACUCCUCGGUGAGCUUCUCCCCGUGCCAGGCAUUCUUGGAGAAGUAUCGGACCAUCCACAGCACGGGCUUCCUGGCCUCCAAGUAUGCAGGUCCUUACUCUGGGGACCCCAAGCAGGCAUUGUCCGAGGGACCCCCCAGCCCUUGGACGCAGCUGGCCCAACCUCUGGGACCAGCCUGCCAGGAUGCCGUGCCCACCCACUAUCCGCUGCCCCAUCCCGCACAGGCCCUCCCUUGCCCUCCAGCCUGUCGCCACCCAGAGAAGCAGGGCAGCUAUGGCUCAGUGCUUCCACCGCAGCCUCUGGGAGCCCACAAGGGGGCCGGGUACCCAGCUGGUGGGCUAAGCAGCCCCUACCUGAGGCAGCAGGCAGCUCAGACACCCUAUAUGCCCCCAGUGGGGUUGGACACUUAUUCCUACCCCUCUGCCCCCCUCCCAGCACCCUCGCCAGGCCUCAGGCUGGAGCCGCCUCUCGCCCCACGCUGCCCAGUGGACUUUGCUCCCCAGACGCUGGGCUUUCCUUACGCCCGGGAUGACCUCUCUCUCUAUGGAGCAUCCCCAGGGCUCGGAGGGACGCCGCCUUCCCAGAACAGUGUGCAGGCUGUGCCACAGCCCGGUGCCUUCCAGCGGGCAUGCCAGCCUCUGCCUGCCAGCCAGCCAUGCUUAGAGCCUGCAAGGCCUGCAGAGAAGCCAGUGCAGGAAGCUGAGGAGAAGAUGUGGCUGCCCAGCUGCAGGAGAGAGCAGCCCCAGCCCCACCUCGAUGAGCACCCUGGGGCACCCAUCAUCAUUGGCGAUAGUCCAGUUCCACCCACCCCACCGGCACUCCCGCCCUGUGCCCAGGAGCGCCAGUCUCUUACGCAGAACGAGGGCACACUGCCACCCAGCUCCCCACCCAUGCCCAUUAUCGACAACGUCUUCAGCUUGGCCCCCUACCGUGACUACCUGGACGUGCAGGCACCUGAGGCCACAGCUGAGCCAGACCCGGCCCCAGCCCCCAGUGAGAGCCAUGACAAAGACUGCAGGGGAUCUCUGCCUGGCCGGGAAGCCCCCUCGAGGGUGCACGCCUCACUUAAGGAGGAGGUGGCACUGGACUUGAGUGUGAAGAAGACCGCGGCAGAGGCCCCCCCUACCAAGGUCCCUCAUCCCGCAGGGCAUGCCAAGCCCACCGCAGCUGUGGAUGUGCCAGGUGCGGGAAACACAGUCUCCGACAUGCCAGGUGUGGGGGACACAGUCUCAGAUCGGCAAGUCCUGAAAAAGGUAGUCACAGAGGCACCGGACCUGCCUGGGGUGCCAGUGACCACAGAGGCGACCCCAAGGACCAACUUCCACAGCUCUGUAGCCUUCAUGUUCCGAAAAUUCAAGAUCCUCCGGCCAGCACCCUUGCCUGCAACUGUGGUUCCAGCCGUGGUCCCAGCUGUGCCCACCUCAGCCCCUGCUCAGCCUGCACCCACCCCCACACCUGUGCCCGCUGGACUACAGAUUCUCACCCAGCCCUUGCCCGUGGCCUGCUUCAACCUGGCACUGCCCAGCCCUCCAGCUGUAGCCAUGACCUCCCCCGCCUCGGCCCCUGCUCCGGCUCCAUCACCUGCACCGGCUCCAGCUCCGGCUCCGGCUCCGGCUCCGGCUCCAGUUGUAGGCCCCGCUCCAGCGUCUACUCCCGCCACAGCAGACUCCCCAGAGCAACACUUCGCAGGACUGCAUGCCUCCCUGUGUGACGCCAUCUCGGGCUCAGUGGCCCACUCCCCGCCGGAAAAGCUGCGCGAGUGGCUUGAGGCGUCUGGGCCUUGGGGCCGGGCGGCGUGGCAGGACUGCCAGGGUGUGCAGGGGCUGCUGAGCAAGCUGCUGUCCCAGCUGCAGAGCUUCGUGUGCACGCAGCAGUGCCCCUUCCCCCACGUGGUGCGGGCCGGGGCCAUCUUCGUGCCCAUCCACCUGGUGAAGGAGCGGCUCUUCCCGCGGCUGCCACCCGCUUCCGUGGACCACGUGCUGCAGGAGCAUCGCGUGGAGCUGCGGCCCACCACGCUGUCGGAGGAGCGGGCCCUGCGGGAGCGCGCCCUGCACGGCUGCACGUCGCGCAUGCUGAAGCUGCUGGCGCUGCGCCAGCUGCCCGACAUCUACCCUGACCUGCUGGGCCUUCAGUGGCGAGACUGUGUACGCCGCCAGCUGGGUGACUUUGACACUGAGGCUGGAUCUGUGCCCUCCUCAGAGCCCACCGUGGCCAGAGAGGAGCCAGAGAGCCUAGACCUGGCUUGGAAGUUGUCUGCCCCCAAAGCCAAAAAGCCGGGGAGGAAGCCACCAACCCCUGGCCUGGAGAAAGCAGAGGCAACUGCUGGAGGAGGGUCCCGAGGUUCCACGUGAGAGGCAAUUAUCCCUCCUUUCCUCAGCAAAGGGGGCCAACUGAGGCAGCGAGGUGGACGGUUCCCCCACGGCCCCAGCUCUUAAUGGUGGAGUGGAGCCCAGCCCUUCCCGGGUGGUCAUGCCCGAUGGAGUCCACGCUUAGAGGCUUCCCUCUCCUCGGUUCAGGUGCUUGCUGUCCUCCACGCCUGCCUCCUAAAAUCCAGUCUGUUUCUAGUAAGUCUUCUCGGCUCCAUGGUGUUGCGUGGGCUGCUAAGCCUAGGGGCCCUGCCCGCCUCUCAGGCCCCUUCCAGGCUGGGGAGGGGCCCCGGCCUCCGGUGGUGGCUAGCACGCCAGCUGAGUCCUCACUGCACCUGCUCCCUGCAGCCAGAGGUCGGUGUGGGUGCAGAGCCAGGUGGAGGCUGGAGGCAGAUUCUGCUCGCCAACGCAGACUUCCCGAGCGCCGUGGUAGCCAAGGCGCGCCAGCGAAGGGUACCUGCUGCCCCUGGUGCACGGGCCUGGCCUCACUCAGCCCCAGCGGUGAGUGGGGGGAUGCCCGCUCUCUUCUGGAACAUGCCCACCACCACGCCUUUGUCCCUCCUGGGUUCCCUGGCUGAUCUUGUGAGGAUGCCUGUCACCUACCCUUCUGACUGCCCUGUGGGCCAGCUCAAACCUUCCCCUAGGCCUAAGAACCUUUUCCUGGAGGGUCACCCCCCACCCUCCUGACCCCACACUUUAACGCUUUCCGUAGGGGUUCAUAUUAGGGUUGGGUUUUAUGGGAUGGCCUAUGAGGGUCUAGACCAGGACCCAGAUGGCUGUGAUUCCCUCGGAGCAAGGCCCUCAUCUGCCCCAGCCUCACCUUCUGGAACAACCCAGAACCCUGCUUCCUUUGGUCUUGGGCCUGCUGGGAGCUAAGGUUGCCCUUGUUUGCCUUCCAAGGCAAUACUGACAUCCUCAUGAGAUAGCAGGGAAGACUGAGGCCCAGCAGGGGUUGCCGCAGGUCAGAGUCUCCAUGGCCAAACAGAGCUCAGGUCUUGGCCCAGAGUGGCCUGGGGGCCCUGUUCAAUGUACUUACACCCUCCCGGUGUUGUGCCCUGCAGGGUAUACCUCGGAGCACCUGUAGCCUGAGAAGCUGCCCAUCACCUGGGUGACCGUGGGAUCAGCCCCCUGCUCAGGACGAAGGCCAGGUCACACUAUGGAGCAAUCUGAAAGCAGGUGCAGCCCCUCCACCUCCAUGGCCUCUGAGCUGGGAGGAUGCUGUUCCCAGGGGUGGGGGCAGAAUCGGGAGGACAGGGCUCCGUAGGCUGUCCUCUCUAGGGGUAGCUCUGGGCUCCAGGAUCAGGACCUCCAAACCUGGCCCUUCCCCUGGGAGUCUCCUGACCCCAGAGAUAGCAAGCAGCUUGUCCAAGGUCACCCUGCAGAGAGGGGGCAGCGGGACCUUGGCUCUUCUCACUCAGCUGCACUUUCUCUCCCCACCCACUCCAGGUGCUAGAGAACCCAGGCGGGCUGGGUCCUGCAACAGCCUCUCACCUCCCUUCACAUCUGGUUGGGGGGGAGGGGGGAGGAAGGGAAUAGGGUGCCUGCCCUGCCAACUCAUCUCCUAUUUGAGGAGAGGUGGCAUCUGGGCUGCAGCAUGAGUGGCUUAGACUAGAAAGGCAUUUCCCAGGUUCUUAGCUGGCCUUGGGCAGGGUGCCCUCACAUGCUUCCUGAUCCAGGUGCCCAGGACACCUUGAGUCUGUCUCCCUAGAGGUCCUCAGACCCCUCCCCUGGGCAGUCCCCUAUCCCGGCCCUGGGGGAUGCCGGGCACAGUCAUCCCCAGGGCUGCCCCACCAAGACAGGCUCUGGCCGCUGCAGUUUCCUGCUGGAGCCUUGGGCCAUCGCCUUGCCACCUUCCAGCCCCUUGGUGAACACCUAGCCCGUAGCUCUUGGGCCCUGGACUUGGACCUGAGGGUCCUUCUAUUGUGGAUGGAUCUUCUUGGCAGAUUCAAAACACAUCUUUGCUGGAUGUCCCACGCUGGCUAGGCCCCCUCUCCACGGCACUGACAUCUGUUUGUCAAGCCCCAACCAGACUGUGAGCUGAGGGUGGGGAUAAGGUCUGACUUACGUGGACAAGAUGUCCCAGGAUGACACUCGCUUAAGCUCGUGACCCCGGUAGUCUCUUUUGGGCACGUCAUCCCCCCGCCCCCGUGCUGAGGUGCCUGCAUUUGGCCACAGGUGCCUCUCCUGCCACCCUCCCUACCUCAGGCCAGUGUCAGGCACCUGUGGUUCCAGGCAGAAGCCCGAGUGCAGAGCCAGGUCCGGCAGACGGUCCCCAGGUGCUGACGGCCUUGCCCAGCUGCUCAUGGACCUGAGCUGCCUCGCUGUGGCUGGUGAGUGACACCCCUCCCCCAGCCUGCUGUCCCUCCAGGGGCCAGGCCUGGGCCCAGCUGACCUCUGUCUGCUUCUGGCCCCUCCUUUACCUGCCAGGCUCUCACUGAACAUGACUGUCUUGCCCAUUUCCUCAUCUGUCCUUAACAGGAAGUUUAUAGAACCGCUCAGGGACAUUGCAUCUCUUAUCUACCAGGCCCUCCUUGGAGACGUGGCCACCUUGGUAGGCCUGGGCCUGGCCUUGGAGUAACCAGGAGGUCAUGCUCUCCUUCUAGGAUACAGCCCCCAUGGUUCCCAUAGGCUCUUCUCCAUCUGAGCAAUGGCCUGGUGGGCAGCUGCCCCUUCUCCCCUGCAGGGCACCUUGGGGUGGGGGGAAAGGGUGAGGCAAGAGAUCUGGUCCUCUCUCAUCCGCCUGAGGCUGCUUGGAGGCAGAGUGCCCAUCCCUGCCCACCUCCCACUCCAGGUGCAGCGGGGGCUGAGCCCCUUCCCCGCCCUCUGGCAGGUGCUGAUUCAAGGUUCCCAGUGAGUGUCGCUGGGGUGGGUGGGGGAGUGGCUCACAGCACUCUCCCUGCCCUUCAGACCCUGGAGAACCACUGGCCCAAUGGGCCGGCUUGUUUCCUGCACUGCCACCUCCCAAAACCUGGGGCUGCACGCCGUAAGAAAGCAGCAGAGUUCCCACCUUUCAGGUGCAGAUGCUAGCACCGCCCUGCUGUGGGCAUGUGGUCGUCAAGAAUGCAGGCUCUGGGGCCCUGUGACUGUGACCUUGGGCAAGUCACUUAACUCCUCUGCUUCCCUCUCCUCGGCUGCGAGAUGGGGAUACUAGCACCUAUUCACAGGUGCUUGAUGAGUGUUAGGUUUUUAGAAUGAACUGAGUUCUGGAGGAGGCAGCAGGCGGAGGGAUCAAGGUAGCACUGCGUGUUCAUCUCUGAGCUUCUGUUUAUUCAGCUGGAGAAUGGGACUGCGCAGUUCCAGAGCUGCUGAGAAUUAAAGUCCGCGUAACGGUGGGCUGUGGGAAGUGUCCUGCAGGCCCCAUCUGGCCCAUGGGGAAGACCUGCUUAGGAAAGACUCGUCUGCGUGAGGGUGCUGGUUUGCCAGGCCCCUCCGCCAUCCUGUAGACCCUGGUGAUGUCUGUCCAGCCUGGUGUCCGCAUGGCUGGCUCACCUUGCCAGGUAGACCCUUUCUCCUUAUGUGUUGCAGGUAUACUGUCACUUCACCUCCAGAGAGACCAUGCUAGGUCCCCACAUGUGGGUUUCCUUCCCUGUACCUUCUCCUUCAAACCCACAGAGGUCACCAGGUGUGUCUGAACUGUAUCUUCACGCGAGGCCUCACGUGAUGCUCGACAGCCUGGCUUGUGGAGGGCCAGGCGACCAAAGCCUGAAGAGAAGAGGGGCUCAGUGUUCACUGGCCAGCCUUGGCCCUCAGGCUCUUUCCUGCUUAUCCCACCCUCUUCUCUCCUGUAUCACCUACAGGGACUCUCAUGGUAAGGGGGGCAGCUCGGGAGAACAAGGCUGGCAUAACCCUCCCUCCCUAAGAAAAACACUAGCAGGGAUGUUUUCGGCAUCCUGACGGCUGGGGGAGCACCUUGCAGGGCCGCCUCCUAGUCCCUGGCCUGCCGUGGCCCUUGAGUCAGAAGUCGUGGAGAGAGGGGGCUGACCCAAGAUAGGUGCAGAUAUCAGGUUACUUUCCGGGUACCAAGGGGUAGAGGCUUGGGGGGCAGGGGCCCUUCAGGGGUAGGAAUGAAAGCUUACGUAUUCCAGAAGUGCAGAGGACUCGGCCGCCAGCUGCAGUCAACCUCUACGUGGUGACCUUCCUGCUGACCCUCUCUGGCAUCUUGGUGCUCGCUGCUAUCUGGG
This is a messenger RNA of Lagenorhynchus albirostris (white-beaked dolphin), 7351 nucleotides long. RefSeq names its product chromosome 1 C15orf39 homolog (gene PRMT2IP). The transcript is spliced from 4 exons. Lineage: Eukaryota; Metazoa; Chordata; Mammalia; Artiodactyla; Delphinidae. The record is from RefSeq and is a predicted model, not a curated record. Bases 201 to 3155 code for a protein of 984 amino acids.